UCUCUCUCCCUCAUCUCCUAAACCCUAACAAACCCUCUCUCUCUCUCCGGGGAAGCGAAAUGGGAAGUCAACAGGCGGCUGCUGCGUUCCUCUCGAACCUCGCCAAGGCGGCGUUCGGGCUCGGCACGGCGGCGACGGUGGUUAAUGCGUCUCUCUACACGGUCGACGGUGGCGAGAGAGCGGUGCUCUUCGAUCGGUUCAGGGGAGUUUUGGAUCAGACCGUCGGCGAAGGCACUCACUUCCUCGUCCCGUGGCUCCAGAGACCUUUCAUCUUCGACAUCCGUACUCGGCCUCACACUUUCUCCUCCAUUUCCGGCACCAAGGAUCUCCAGAUGGUUCAUCUCACCCUUCGUGUUCUCUCCCGCCCCCAGGAAUCCCGUCUGCCGCACAUUUUCCAAACCUUGGGUCUGGAGUACGAUGAGAAGGUUCUACCCUCGAUUGGUAACGAGGUCUUGAAGGCUGUUGUAGCUCAGUUCAAUGCUGACCAGCUCCUCACGGAGCGUCCCCAGGUUUCAGCUCUUGUUCGGGAGUCGUUAAUCAGGCGUGCCAAGGAUUUCAACAUUGUGCUGGACGAUGUGGCUAUCACACACUUGUCCUAUGGAGUGGAGUUCUCGAGGGCAGUGGAGCAGAAGCAGGUGGCUCAGCAGGAGGCUGAAAGGUCAAAGUUUGUGGUGAUGAAGGCUGAUCAGGAGAGGAGGGCUGCUGUUAUAAGAGCAGAGGGUGAGAGUGAAUCUGCUCAGUUGAUAUCUGAUGCAACAGCCAAGGCGGGUAUGGGACUGAUCGAGCUCAGGAGGAUUGAGGCUUCGAGGGAGAUUGCAGCUACACUCGCUAGGUCUCCCAACGUGGCUUACCUACCCGGUGGCCAAAGCAUGAUGUUUGCCCUCAACCCUUCUACCCGUUGAGAGAAAUUGAUCGCAGGUAUGUGAAUCUGAUGAAAUCAAUAAAAAAGAGGAGGUCAAGGCUUUUGUUUCUAGUGAACUCUUUUAGGGGAAAAAAACGGGCUUUCUGCUUUGGGGUCUUUUAUGUUCCUUACUCUGCGCAAAAUUAUUUUACCAUUGUUGAAACCUCUCUCUCUCUCUCUCUCUCUCUCUCUCUCUCUCUCUCACGCGCACACACACAUAUCAUUGAGCUCCAUCUGCAUCCGUUGUAAUAAUUUGGCUUUUACUUAAUUGCUGAACUCUUUGCACAUGGAUAUAUGCCUAAGGCUGUUACAAGUAA
Messenger RNA from Tarenaya hassleriana, 1218 nucleotides. RefSeq names its product prohibitin-3, mitochondrial. Gene Ontology annotation, cellular component: membrane; mitochondrion. Gene Ontology annotation, biological process: mitochondrion organization. The transcript has 3 exons. The record is from RefSeq and is a predicted model, not a curated record. The coding region runs from base 60 to 902 and encodes 280 amino acids. NCBI's taxonomy places the organism in Eukaryota, Viridiplantae, Streptophyta, Magnoliopsida, Brassicales, Cleomaceae.